AUGGAAAGCUUGGGCAGCUACAACGUCAAUCCCCUACGAUCCAUUGCAUGUGAGGUUUUCGAUAUGAGUGGAUCGGACAAUUUUUGGUUUAAGAUGCUUGCCGAGAAUCAAGGCGCGGAGUGUCUUAAUCCACCCGACGGAUAUGCGUCUUUAAAUACUCACGGCGCUAUACGUAUAAUGUAUCAGGAACUGAUGAAUAACUGCCGCAAUUCAUCCAAUUAUGAUGCGGUUAAUAUAAUCAGACCUGUCACUAUUCCAACGGGUGUGGGUGACGAAUCCGUUGAGGCGCAAUAUUUGGGAGUAUCCAUGGAUUAUGCAGUGAGUAUUGACGAUUUCCCCACUCCUAGUACCCUCUAG
This is a messenger RNA of Paraglomus brasilianum, 357 nucleotides long. The record is from the annotation of a GenBank genome assembly. Lineage: Eukaryota; Fungi; Glomeromycota; Glomeromycetes; Paraglomerales; Paraglomeraceae.